AAGAGAGCAACCCGAGCGUCCAUUAUUGGCUGAGGACCCCUGAAGAACAGCAGGCAGUCUGCUGCUGCCUUUGAGAGCCUUUUCCCGCCAGCUAAGCCUGCUCACAGGUGGCCAUGACCUCACUGCCCACUGGAACCACUGGGGACCCCGAUUUGUUUCCUGGGCUGUUGCCAGCCGGCUCCACUCCAGCCAACCAAAGCGCAGAGGCCUCGGAGGGCAACGUGUCUGCGACGGUUCCCCGAGCUGCAGCAGUCACGCCGUUCCAGAGCCUGCAGCUGGUGCACCAGCUGAAGGGGCUGAUCGUGAUGCUCUACAGCAUCGUGGUGGUCGUGGGUCUGGUGGGCAAUUGCCUGCUCGUGCUAGUGAUCGCGCGCGUGCGCCGGCUGCACAACGUGACCAACUUUCUCAUCGGCAACCUGGCCUUGUCCGACGUGCUCAUGUGUGCCGCCUGUGUACCUCUCACACUGGCCUAUGCCUUUGAACCUCGCGGCUGGGUGUUCGGUGGAGGCCUGUGCCACCUGGUUUUCUUCCUGCAGCCGGUCACUGUCUACGUAUCGGUGUUCACCCUCACCACAAUCGCCUUGGACCGCUAUGUGGUUCUGGUGCACCCGCUACGUCGGCGUAUUUCACUGAGGCUCAGCGCCUACGCGGUGCUGGGCAUCUGGGCUCUAUCUGCAGUGCUGGCGCUGCCGGCUGCGGUGCACACCUACCACGUGGAGCUCAAGCCCCACGACGUGCGCCUCUGCGAGGAGUUCUGGGGCUCGCAGGAGCGCCAGCGCCAGAUCUACGCCUGGGGGCUGCUGCUGGGCACCUAUUUGCUCCCCCUGCUGGCCAUCCUCCUGUCUUACGUACGAGUGUCAGUGAAGCUGCGGAACCGCGUGGUGCCUGGCAGCGUGACCCAGAGCCAAGCUGACUGGGACCGAGCGCGUCGCCGCCGCACUUUCUGCCUGCUGGUGGUGGUGGUAGUAGUGUUCGCGGUCUGCUGGCUGCCGCUGCACAUUUUCAACCUGCUGCGAGACCUGGACCCGCGCGCCAUCGACCCCUAUGCCUUCGGGCUGGUGCAGCUCCUCUGCCACUGGCUUGCUAUGAGCUCUGCCUGCUACAACCCCUUCAUCUACGCGUGGCUGCACGACAGCUUCCGAGAGGAGCUGCGUAAGAUGCUGCUGUCCUGGCCCCGCAAGAUCGUGCCUCAUGGCCAGAACAUGACCGUCAGCGUGGUCAUCUGAUGUCACUCUGCCAGGUCUGAGCUGGGGAACUUCAUAUCCCUUAGCCCCAGAGGUCGUCGUGAGGUCUUAUUCCCAGCACCAGUUAAGCCAACACAUGCGACUUUCCACCCAGCCCUCUUGACUAGCUAUUUGUCUGUUUUUUGUGUUUCUGUGAAAUGUUAGUGGGCUUUGGAGUAGAAGAGUCUGGGGAGAGAGAAGCAGAUUUAUCAGGUCUACCCCUGAAAGCAAAACACAGCUAUUUUUCUGGGUUCAGAAAAAUAAAUCAGAAGCAGGUUUUUCUUUUUUUCUUUUUUUCUCCUUGCAUACACUGUGGGUGGAAUUUAAAAUGUGGUGCUGGGGUUGGUGAAGAUUUUCACUUUACCUUUUUAAAAGGCCCCAGCUGAGAUAUAAUGACUGUCAACCUGGCCUUGGUUUCAUUAUGAUUUCAGACCAUAUUAUGAUCCCAAAAUCAAUAUCCAGGAUUUUAACAUUUCCCGAGUAAGAUCUUUAUGUUCCCAAAAGAUUUUCAUUUUAAAAUCAUUUGAAUUUAUAGUAAAAAUCCCGAUUC
Mastomys coucha (southern multimammate mouse) is the source of this 1773-nucleotide messenger RNA. RefSeq names its product prolactin releasing hormone receptor (gene Prlhr). The record is from RefSeq and is a predicted model, not a curated record. Gene Ontology annotation, molecular function: neuropeptide binding; neuropeptide Y receptor activity. The coding region runs from base 114 to 1226 and encodes 370 amino acids. Gene Ontology annotation, cellular component: plasma membrane; neuron projection. Gene Ontology annotation, biological process: G protein-coupled receptor signaling pathway. Lineage: Eukaryota; Metazoa; Chordata; Mammalia; Rodentia; Muridae. The transcript has 2 exons.